Molecule: messenger RNA, 1855 nt
Organism: Alosa sapidissima (American shad)
Lineage: Eukaryota; Metazoa; Chordata; Actinopteri; Clupeiformes; Clupeidae
Gene: tmed5
Product: transmembrane p24 trafficking protein 5
Exons: 4
Coding region: 179-859 (226 amino acids)
Biological process (GO): endoplasmic reticulum to Golgi vesicle-mediated transport; Golgi organization; intracellular protein transport
Cellular component (GO): Golgi apparatus; COPII-coated ER to Golgi transport vesicle; endoplasmic reticulum
Source: RefSeq, a predicted model, not a curated record
GUGAGCUGUACAUCCCUAGAAGUUUUGACGGGUGUUAAGCUUUCUUUUACUGUCUAUGGUGUUAAGUCGUCUAUCUUGUUAACUUUACUCGGAGGUCCAUUGGGAACAGUAGCUUUUUUUUAUUCCAGGUUUUGGAGUAUUAUUCGUGUAAUAGUUAGAGUAACAUCCGUGUGAGACUAUGUUACUAGAGAGUAGAGUGUUCUUACUGUUGUUGUCGGUGGUGUUCUUGACGAAGCACUCUUUGGUAGCUGGCUUUUCGCAGUCUUUAGACAGUGACUUUACAUUCACUCUUCCUGCUGGUCAAAAGGAAUGUUUCUAUCAAACCAUGAAGAAUGACGCCUCCCUGGAGAUUGAAUACCAGGUGCUCGAUGGCGCAGGUUUAGAUGUGGACUUCUACCUGUCAUCACCUGAUGGGCAAAUUUUGGCCAGUGACUUCAGGAAAUCUGAUGGAGUCCACACAGUGGAGACGCAUGACGGAGACUACAUGAUCUGCUUCGACAACACCUUCAGCACCGUGUCAGAGAAGAUCAUUUUCUUUGAGCUGAUUCUGGACAAUAUGGGCGACACCGACAACGCUGAGGAGUGGAAGGAGUACGUCCAUGGCACCGACAUGCUCGACAUGAAGCUGGAAGACAUUAUGGCCACAAUAAACAGCGUCAAAGCCCGGCUUGGGAAGAGUCUGCAGAUCCAGACCGUGCUGCGAGCCUUCGAGGCUCGGGACCGCAACCUGCAGGAGAGCAACUACGAGCGGGUCAACGUGUGGUCCUGCACCAACCUGGUGAUCAUGCUGGUGGUGUCUGGGAUCCAGGUGUACGUUCUACGCAGCCUCUUUGAGGACAAGAGGGCGACUCGGACGUAAACCCGAGCGUGUGCUCGCCAGCGCUGCUCAUGCCAGGGAGGGACGAUUGGCAUCAUUGGCGUCAUGGCGACAUAUCAAGAAACUUGAAAGAGUAACGCGCACACACAAACACACACACACACACACACACACACAAGGUCACUGGUUGGCUGCUCCUAGCCACUGCGGAUGCGGGGUUCUCUCUCUUCCUGUUUCUCCUCCUCCUCUCCUACCCCACUCCCACCUGACGAAGACAAUCAGUCCCAAAUUUCUAUAUUUCUACCCGAAAGGUCAACGCACUGUUUCAGUUUACACAUUAUUACAACACGACAGUAAUGAGAGUGGGGCCUAUGCUGGUGUUUGCUUUCUACACAUUCAUCAAUUCAUCAUGUUUGUCCUCGGAGGGUUAUAAAGUUACAAAACUUAGGAAAGCGAUACAGACAGAUACCUAGAGAACAAGCAUCUUUUUUUCUUUUUUUUUACAAAUUAUGCAAAACUUUUUUUUUGUUGAACAUACUAGUAUUAGGGUGAUGGGGAAAGUUAUUUCUGGAUUUUAUGUGGAUACUCUUCUGGCACUGAUCGAUGGCACUGCCCCAUUCUUUGUUGUUUUCUCUUACGUCUUCUGUGCCACACCUUUGUUUUUUUAUUCAGACCUUCGCUGCUGCCAUUGUGUUGUGCCCUAAACUCACAUUCAUUAUGUGCCCCAAACUCACAUUCAUUAUGUGCCCCAAACUCGUUUUUACAUUUCUGUGCCAUAGGCAAAAUCACAUUCAUUAUGUGCCCCAAACUCGUUUUUACAUUUCUGUGCCAUAGGCAAAAUCACAUUCAUUAUGUGCCCCAAACUCGUUUUUACAUUUCUGUGCCAUAGGCAAAAUCACAUUCAUUAUGUGCCCCAAACUCGUUUUUACAUUUCUGUGCCAUAGGCAAAAUCACAUUCAUUAUGUGCCCCAAACUUGUUUUUACAUUUCUGUGCCAUGCCCUAUAGGAAAAAUCACAUUCAUUGCUCAAGCCAAUCCU